Messenger RNA from Trichogramma pretiosum, 961 nucleotides. RefSeq lists its product as uncharacterized. NCBI's taxonomy places the organism in Eukaryota, Metazoa, Arthropoda, Insecta, Hymenoptera, Trichogrammatidae. The transcript has 4 exons. The record is from RefSeq and is a predicted model, not a curated record. Bases 141 to 845 code for a protein of 234 amino acids.
UGCGACACAAUGUGUUACCGACUGCUGACUGGGCACUUUCUUAAACUAACAACAAUUGAUUGACAAUCUAAUCCAAUUCGACUACAAUAAUCUGAUGCUUGGAUCCGUUUAAACACAGUAGUCCACAAAGUAAUCGAAUCAUGAAGCUGACCAUCGCUUUGGCCGUAUUGUUCCUCGUCUGCGGAGCGCAAGCUCGAUCGGUAGAAGGCGAUGGCAAGGACCAGCUGAAGGUCUUGGUUGACCAUUUGGAAGAUACCAUGAAGCCAAGUCUGACCGAGACCCGCCAGCAAGUGAAUAAAAUUAAAACAGACAUGAUAAAGUCAAAGGAGGAGGUCGUGAAAAAGCGCGACAAGCUUGUCUCAGAGUUCCUAGCUCAAGGCUUCUUAAGUUCGACGAAAGAUAAAAUACUCCUCGCGGCAGCCUCGAUGUCAAACGACUCAUCCAGUUGCAUGUCCAAGUCCUACGCCAUAACGCUCGAAAUAGCUUACAGCAAAAACGUCCUGCGCUACUGCGUCGACACCGCUUUGCCGAAUCACCUGAAGCCGGUGAACGAGGUCCUCCAGGCGAUCGACAAGACAAUCUUGAACGUUGACGUUUAUGUCAAGGCGGUCAAACAGUGCCUCGACGAUACCGAGUGCUUGAAAGACGCUAAGGAUGCCAUCGACGAGCUUGAGAGGAAGACACAUGGACAGGUCAAUUUGUGGAAGUUGAGAGAUCAACACCAUAAAUUGUUGAAAGACUUGGAGGCGUGCGAAAAACAAACAGCUUUCGAUGUAUUGAUAGCCCAAUUCCGUGCAGCGGAAGAUGACGUCAGAAAAUGUCUCGUCAAAUUGAUCCCUGUAUAGUGUACAUGACUCUCGAUUUUCAGAUCAGGAUCUCAUUUCCAGAAAUUGAAUUGAAAGAUUUGCAUUACUUUCAAUCGGUUUAGAAAAAUGAUAAUAAUAAAAUUCUUACACCUAGA